ACCCAAUUAUUUAUUUUCGUUUUCUUUAUUCUGUCAGCGAGGGGAAAUUUGGGCAAGAAAUCAGAUUUGAAUUUUCUAAGGAGAAAAAGGUGAAGUUUUUGGUAUUUGGUAAUGGAUUGGGAUGACAAUUGACACCAACCCUACGGAAACUUUUUAACCCUGAAACAGUGUCAGAUUAUAGAGAAAGAUGAAUAAAGCAAAUACGUAUUUAUGUAAAGAUGGUUUUGGACCCGUAAAGACAGAUAUCGUCCUGUCCUACAAAUGUCAGGGUUCAGUUAUAGCCUACAUAGGUCUGUGAACAGUGCCUGGGAUUGGGGAAAGACUAGAAAGGGACUUUGUAACGCGUCUUUAUUACCAAAGCUUAAAAAGGGUUUCUUCGGGUUAGUCACUGUUUGUUUCGAAGGCCAGAGCCCUGAGCUUUGAUGGGUUCUUGCUGUUACAUCCUCGGUAAUCUGGAGGAAUUCAUGGCUCUGUCACAGCUUUUGUGUCCCAUUGCCUUUUCUUGGGCUUUGUAUUUUUCUUCUUACUGCGAGUUAUUUCACCACCCCUGGAAGCUUGUGUAUCAUCCUAUCAGGGUCGUGGGUUGUUUCAGUCCUGAACCUGCUCUGCAUGGAAAAUAACUGACGCUUGAAAUUCCCAAGUUGUUAAUGGCAUCGACAUCUUCCGUCGGGAGGAGCUCAUUACCCAUGAAAGAUGCAGCUUCGAGUUAUUGUGCAUAUCCUCCUCCUUUAGCAAAAUACGAGGAGGUUGCAGAGAAUUCCAAGAUCUUCAUGUUUACUUUGGAGAGGCUUCACACUUGUAUGGGUACCAAGUUCAUGAUUCCCAUUGUUGGUGGAAGAGAUCUGGAUUUGCAUCGCCUCUUUGUUGAAGUGACUUCCCGAGGUGGGAUUGCGAAGAUAAUUAGAGAAAGGAAAUGGAAAGAUGUAACUUCAGUCUUCAAUUUUCCAUCAACAGCUACAAAUGCUUCUUUUGUGUUGCGGAAGUACUAUGCUUCGUUGCUCUAUCAUUAUGAACAAAUCUACUAUUUUAAAGCCCGUGAAUGGAACCCUGCUGCUCUUGAUGUUUGGCAUAAUCAAUCAACCAUGCCAGUUCCUCCUCCAAGGAUGCAGCAGUUUCUGCAGCGUCCAUCAGAAAUUCAACCGGCUGUCUUUCAACAGUCAAAUGUUAAUGCUGCUUUGCCUGAAGCAACGGUACCAUCUCCGGCAGGGUCUCCAGUCAUGGGGGUCAUUGAUGGGAAAUUCGAGAGUGGGUAUCUAGUUACUGUUACAAUAGGUUCGGAGAAACUUAAAGGCGUACUUUAUCAAGCUCCACAAAACCAUGUAUUUCCAACAUCAAAUCAGAGUCUCUCAGUUAUUAACAACAGUGCCUCUGCUUCAUUGGGUGUGCAUAGAAGGCGACGCAGGAAGAAAUCAGAAAUAAAAAGGAGAGAUCCUGCUCAUCCUAAACCCAACCGAAGUGGGUACAAUUUCUUCUUUGCUGAACAGCAUGCGAGACUAAAACCACUUCACCAGGGAAAAGAUAGAGAGAUUAGCAGGAUGAUUGGCGAAUUGUGGAACAAAUUAACAGAGCCGGAAAAGGCGGUUUAUCAAGAGAAGGCCGUGAAGGAUAAAGAAAGGUACAGGGCAGAAAUGGAGGAUUAUCGGGAGAAACAGAAGAUGGGCCAAGUUAUCAGUGAUGCUGUGCCUCUCCAACAACGGCUUCCCGAUCCAGAUUCAGACAUGUUGGAUGCUGACAUGAAACUGGAUGAAGCUGGAGAAGAUUCUGCUCAAACUCCGGAGGAGAGCAGUUCUGGUGGAAGUGACUAUGAAGAUUGUAAAGCUCCGGAGAAAGAUUUUGAUAUGGGUGCAUUUCCAGCUAUAGGAGAAGGUGCUGAAUCAAGCUGUUUGGGUUCAGGAGAGAAGUCAUCAAAGGGGGAUUUAUGAGGCUUUUACAGAGCUUGUGUGGAGUGAGAGAGAGGUUAACUGGCAUUUAUUUUUAGCACAGAAAAGUAGCUAUUCAGAAGUUGAGUUGCAGUGGAGAUUUUAGGUAGGAUGAGUAGCAGUGGACUCUGUAAAGUCCGCUCUACCUGUGUUAAGUUGACCGUGUGACCAUAGAAUAAAAUACUGUCAUUCAAUUUCACCGUUCAUAUUAUGUUUGGUUACUGAUUAUUGGAUGGAAAAUGAAUUUUGCUGGUGUUAGGU
Abrus precatorius (Indian licorice) is the source of this 2180-nucleotide messenger RNA. RefSeq names its product high mobility group B protein 15-like. NCBI's taxonomy places the organism in Eukaryota, Viridiplantae, Streptophyta, Magnoliopsida, Fabales, Fabaceae. The record is from RefSeq and is a predicted model, not a curated record. Gene Ontology annotation, molecular function: DNA binding. Bases 648 to 1922 code for a protein of 424 amino acids. The transcript is spliced from 7 exons.